This is a messenger RNA of Alternaria arborescens, 774 nucleotides long. RefSeq lists its product as hypothetical. The record is from RefSeq and is a predicted model, not a curated record. Bases 1 to 774 code for a protein of 257 amino acids. The transcript has a single exon. NCBI's taxonomy places the organism in Eukaryota, Fungi, Ascomycota, Dothideomycetes, Pleosporales, Pleosporaceae.
AUGUACGCGGACGAAUCUGUAAUCCAAGAGCCUCCCCAAGAUGGAUGGCCUACAAUCAGUCCGAACGGCUGGCCGGAAUUCGACAAGACGGACAAGGUGAUCGACCUUCUUCGUCAUCUACCCUAUAUAAGCGGCUUCACCCAGAUCGCUCCCGAUUGUGAUCUUGUAAGCUGGCAUACAUGUCGUGGGGAUGAGGAUGGUGUGGAUUUCCAUGAGGUGUCCGAGCCGUUUGAGGACGAAGCAAAGAUACCAUCUCACAUUGUGGGUCUCACGUUGCAAGGAACGCAUGGUCUGACUUUCCUACUCGAUACGGAACUCGGUGUCAUCUACUGGUACGAGUGCGAUAGCAAAGCCAAAGUCGAGAUACCAGAGGUUCAUCCCGACCCUUACGGCUGGAUGGACGAUGGUCUGAUCUCUGAAGACCAGGCUGACUGGCGGGCCGGCAGUGGAGUCUGGGAGAUUUCAGACUUCUUUGAGAUGCUCAAGGCCAAUUUCAGGACGCUCAAUUUCGUACCUUUUCACCACGAUGAUGUCAAGGCUGCUUAUUAUUCUUGCGGAAACGAUGGCCGGGAGACGCUGGAGGAAGUUCAGAAGAUCUACAAAGAUCAUGGGUGGCCUGAUCUGACGCGAUACCGUAAGAGGGAUUGCCUUGCAGCUGUCGAGGCCUACUUGAAAACCCGUUAUCUAGCGCUGGAGAGAAAACCAAUAGUAAGAUCUGCCACCAUAAGGCCUCUUCUCCUUGUUACGCAAUACGAUGCAGCUAAUAGCUUCUAA